Trichophyton benhamiae CBS 112371 is the source of this 1206-nucleotide messenger RNA. RefSeq names its product MAP kinase MpkC. Gene Ontology annotation, molecular function: ATP binding; MAP kinase activity. Gene Ontology annotation, biological process: protein phosphorylation; osmosensory signaling pathway; stress-activated MAPK cascade. Lineage: Eukaryota; Fungi; Ascomycota; Eurotiomycetes; Onygenales; Arthrodermataceae. Gene Ontology annotation, cellular component: cytoplasm; nucleus. The record is from RefSeq and is a predicted model, not a curated record. The coding region runs from base 1 to 1206 and encodes 401 amino acids. The transcript is spliced from 6 exons.
AUGGCCGACGGAGCAGAGUCCACCGGCUUCCCGGCCCUUAGCUGCGCUGGCCUAUUGCUUAGGGUUGCCUUGCUUAGUCUCUGCUGCUGCUUGUUGCUUGUCGCUGCGAACUUGCUGCUCACUGGGCCGCCCCUCUCUUCCUCUCUCUCUUCUCUCUCUCUCUUUGCUCCUCCACUUCCACUUCCACUUCCACCUUUUCCACUCAACUCAACUCAACCUCCAUCAGCCAUCGCCAUCGCCAUCAGCCACAUCUCCUCCGGCCAGCAACACCUUCAACCGAUAACUAGCUACUCUUUCGACUUCGACCUCGACCUCGACUUCUACCCCUCUAUCGAUAUACCUGCGUGCUUCGGCCGUCUUCAUCAUGGCGGAGUUCGUGCGCGCCCAGAUAUUCGGCACCACCUUCGAAAUUACCACCAGAUACUCGGACCUGCAGCCGGUGGGCAUGGGCGCCUUCGGUCUUGUCUGGUAGAUAUCCCCAGGUCUACGCCAGUACCCUCCUCCUCCCCGCGGGCUAACUCUCUGUGCAGCUCCGCCAAAGACCAAUUGACAAACCAGGCCGUCGCCGUCAAGAAGAUCAUGAAGCCGUUCAGCACGCCUGUCCUAGCCAAGCGGACCUACCGAGAGCUCAAGCUGCUCAAGCACCUGCGACAUGAAAAUGUCAUCAGCUUAAGCGACAUCUUCAUCUCGCCGCUCGAAGACAUAUACUUCGUCACAGAGCUGCUCGGCACCGACCUCCACAGACUGCUCACCUCCCGGCCCCUAGAAAAGCAGUUCAUACAGUACUUUCUCUACCAGAUCCUCAGAGGCCUCAAGUAUGUACAUUCCGCCGGCGUCGUCCACCGAGACCUCAAACCAAGCAACAUCCUCAUCAACGAAAACUGCGACCUCAAGAUCUGCGACUUUGGCCUCGCCCGUGUCCAGGACCCCCAGAUGACCGGCUACGUCUCGACGCGCUACUACCGUGCCCCCGAGAUCAUGCUGACAUGGCAAAAGUACGACGUCGAGGUCGAUGUCUGGAGUGCGGGGUGCAUCUUCGCCGAGAUGCUGACUGGUCGACCGCUCUUCCCGGGCAAGGAUCAUGUCAACCAGUUCUCCAUCAUCACCGAGCUGCUCGGGACGCCACCAGACGAGGUCAUCCAGACUAUCGGUUCUGCCAACGUGGGUGCCUUUUCUCUCUAUUUCAACUUUUCUUCUACAUUCUAG